CGCGAGACCGGAGAGCGGGGUUGGUUGAGCGGUCAGGAAGGAGGAAGCGGCUAUGGCGGUAGGGAAGCGCCGCCUCGGAUCCCCCCGCCGCCGCCGCUCCUUUUCCUGCUAGCGAAAGAAGCCGGUUGAGUUCGGGGCCGGGAAUGGCGGCCCACACGCGGCUGCGGCCGCUUCCCUUUCUGCUCCUGGUCUUCUUGGCCGCGCCCUUCGCCGCCCCCGAGCAGGAGGCCGGCCAGGACCGAGAGCCGCUGCCACAACAGGAGCAACAGAAGCCGCCGCCGCCACAGCAGCCUGCGGUGCAGGGGCCGGAGCUUGCCCGGGCCGAGAAAGGGCCUACUCCAGUUGUCCCGGUCCGUUCUGUCAGUGAAGAGUCUCCAGAUAAGACUAACCUGGGAUUUAUCCAUGCAUUUGUGGCUGCCAUAUCAGUCAUCAUUGUCUCUGAACUUGGCGACAAGACUUUCUUCAUUGCAGCCAUCAUGGCAAUGCGUUACAACCGGUUAACAGUGCUGGCUGGUGCAAUGCUUGCCUUGGGGCUGAUGACCUGUUUAUCAGUUCUGUUUGGCUAUGCUACCACAGUGAUCCCCAGAGUGUACACCUACUAUGUGUCGACGGCACUGUUUGCCAUUUUUGGCAUCCGAAUGCUUCGGGAAGGCUUGAAGAUGAGUGCAGAUGAGGGUCAGGAAGAGCUAGAGGAGGUUCAAGCGGAACUCAAGAAGAAAGAUGAAGAACUCCAGAGAACAAAACUGUUAAAUGGGCCCGGAGACGUGGAAAUGGGAACAGGCCCCACAGUACCUCAGAGAAAAUGGCUGCAUUUUAUUUCUCCCAUUUUUGUGCAAGCUUUCACUUUAACUUUCCUAGCAGAAUGGGGUGACCGCUCUCAGUUAACCACAAUAGUUCUGGCAGCAAGAGAGGAUCCCUAUGGUGUGGCAGUAGGUGGAACAGUUGGACAUAGCUUGUGUACCGGUCUAGCAGUGAUUGGAGGAAGAAUGAUAGCACAAAAAAUCUCUGUUCGAACUGUGACAAUCAUAGGAGGCAUCGUUUUCUUAGCAUUUGCAUUCUCUGCACUAUUUAUAAGCCCAGAUGCUGGUUUUUAACGAGAUGUCUUCCGCUUUCCUUGAAGCUGAUAGGAGCAAGAGACCCACCCUUGUAUUUCUGUAUAUAAUGUACAGCUACUUGGUAAAACAAACACUGAAGAUGGGAUGCUGUAACUUUUAUAGUAACAUUUGGUUGGUAUACUUUGUGGAUGCAACCUGUGCUGGAGACUUCCAUACUCUAUAUAUUUGGGACAUGAAUAAUGUACAUUUUCUUACUGUAGCCGGUUCAGGUAAGCUGAGAUCCACCUUCUGAAACUUCACAGGGUUUGCUACUUCGAUCGCCACUAGCCAUCACUUUAAAAUCCCUUUUCUGGAUGAAUUACUGCUACCUGUGGCUAGCAGUUAUGCCUUAUUAAGUGUCUAGUACAAAGUAUUGAGGAAAAACAUUUGCCUCCAAUCUUGUAGCCCAAGCACACUGUUCCACAAUCAAAAAUGACAACUGGGGAAAUGGAGCUCUGCUCUUGUGGUGAACACACCUACUCAAGGAUUUGUGAAUACUUCGUUUGCAACUAACUGGUGGAGAAAAUCAGGAUACUUGGAAUGAAAUGUGCUUAUUUGGAAUCUCAAUGUCUUCAGAUACGCAAUCCAUCUAGAUAUCAACCAGAUCAAAUCCUUUUUUUUCUUUUCCUUUUUUGGUAUUUAUACUAAAUAUUUGCUGCAUUUCCGGAUUAAAAUACUUACUAAAGUGUUCAUUGUUUUCCUUUUAGUAACUAAAAUGUAAUAUGGAAGAACAUGAAUAAACUAGGUGUCUCCUGUUAUAGAAAUGUAAUUGCUUUGGCUGGUAGCUUAAUUCAGAGGAAAAUGUGUACUAAACUAUACUGCUCAAUA
Messenger RNA from Elgaria multicarinata webbii, 1922 nucleotides. RefSeq names its product transmembrane protein 165 (gene TMEM165). Gene Ontology annotation, biological process: Golgi calcium ion homeostasis; manganese ion transmembrane transport; calcium ion transmembrane transport. The coding region runs from base 144 to 1094 and encodes 316 amino acids. Gene Ontology annotation, cellular component: Golgi apparatus. The record is from RefSeq and is a predicted model, not a curated record. The transcript is spliced from 6 exons. NCBI's taxonomy places the organism in Eukaryota, Metazoa, Chordata, Lepidosauria, Squamata, Anguidae. Gene Ontology annotation, molecular function: manganese ion transmembrane transporter activity; calcium ion transmembrane transporter activity.